CAGGAAGGGUGGGAGUGGUGGGGGAAGCUCUCCCUUUAAGAGGCAGCUUGCAGUGACGAAUUGUUGAAAUUGCCAUUGCAGGAUGGCAUGCCGCUAUAAAUUCAUUGUUCCACCUCCUCGCAUCUUCACAGCGCUCGCGCUGCUCUCCGCGCUCGCAGCGGCCGACUGGGGAUGACGGCGGGCAGGAAGACACUGCAUCCGAAGGGACACGGACGCGCAGCUUCGCUGGCUCGCCGCAGGCCGCCCCUUGCAUUUUUGUUUUAAUUUUUAUGGCCUUUUUUCUUCUCUUCCUUCCCUUCCUCCCGGUUCCAGUAGAGUCAAGGAAACCCACAAAAUAAGAAAGGAAGCGGGCUCCGGAGCUUGGAACCCCUGCUGCCGGCGGGUCCCGAGCAGCAAGGGGGCUGGAGGCAGCACGCACCAGUUGCCCGCCUGGUGCGCGGCACCUUCCUUACUUUUCUCGGUGCCCCAAUCCUGGCUGGGGUUGGAUUGGGGUUUUUCCCCUUUUCUCGUACUUGCUGAAUCUCCACAACCCGGCUUUUUUCUUUUUCUUUUUCUUUUUUUCUUUUCUUUUCUUUUUUUUUUUUUUUUCCUCCUCUUUCGGGAGCACGAAUCCAAACAUUUUCCAAACCAACAAAGAAAAGUUCGCACGCUGGCAUCGCGGCCGGGACCGGCUGGCGCUGCUGCCGGGUCCCCCUCCCUCCGACACUUGACUCAACCUUGCAAGCAAGUGUAUGUGUGUCCCCACCUCCCGCCCCGGUUAACUUCCAGAGCGAAUAACAAAUACCCAUAAAGUCCCCGUCGCGCAGCCCCUCCCCGCGGGCAGCGCACUAUGCUGCUCGGGUGGGCGUCCCUGCUGCUGUGCGCGCUCCGCCUGCCCCCGGUCGCGGCCGGCGCCGCCGCGGCACCUGCCCAGGAUAAAGCCGGGCAGCCUCGGGCUGCUGCGGCGGCCGCCCAGCCCAGCCGGCGGCAGGGGGAGGAGGCGCAGGAGCCGGCCGAGCCUCCCGGCCACCCUCACCCCCUGGCGCCGCAGCGCAGGAGCCGCGGGCUUGUGCAGAACGUCGACCAGCUCUACUCGGGCGGCGGCAAGGUGGGCUACCUGAUCUACGCGGGCGGCCGGAGGUUCCUCCUGGACCUAGAGCGGGAUGGUUCGGUGGGCGCCGCUGGCUUUGUGCCCGCAGGAGGCGGGCCGAACGCGACCCGGCGCCACCGGGGCCACUGCUUCUACCGCGGCACGGUGGACGGCAGCCCCCGCUCUCUGGCCGUCUUUGACCUCUGCGGUGGUCUCGACGGCUUCUUCGCGGUCAAGCACGCGCGCUACACCCUGAAGCCGCUGCUGCGCGCGCCCUGGGCGGAGGCGGAGGCCGGGCGCGUGUACGGGGACGGGUCCGCGCGGAUCCUGCACGUCUACACCCGCGAGGGCUUCAGCUUUGAGGCCCUGCCUCCUCGCACCAGCUGCGAGACCCCCACGUCCCCGCCAGGGCCCCGUGAGCGCCCCCCGGCGCACAGCAUCCCGGACCGACGCUGGGCGCUGGCCCCGCAGCUCCCGGACCAGUCAGCUCCCUCGUCCGAUGGGAGUCAGGGACCACAGACGUGGUGGCGGCGGCGGCGGCGCCGCUCCGUCUCCCGGGCCCGCCAGGUGGAGCUGCUCCUGGUGGCCGACGCGUCCAUGGCGCGGAUGUACGGCCAGGGCCUGCAGCAUUACCUCCUGACCCUGGCCUCCAUCGCCAACAAGCUGUACAGUCACGCCAGCAUCGAGAACCACAUCCGCCUGGUCGUGGUGAAGGUGGUGGUGCUGGGCGACAAAGACAAGAGCCUGGAAGUGAGCAAGAACGCGGCCGCCACGCUCAAGAACUUUUGCAAGUGGCAGCACCAGCACAACCAGCUGGGGGAUGACCACGAGGAGCACUACGACGCGGCCAUCCUGUUUACUCGGGAGGAUUUAUGUGGUCAUCAUUCAUGUGACACCCUGGGAAUGGCAGACGUUGGGACCAUAUGUUCUCCCGAACGCAGCUGUGCUGUGAUUGAAGAUGAUGGUCUCCAUGCAGCCUUCACCGUGGCUCACGAAAUUGGACAUCUACUUGGCCUCUCCCAUGACGAUUCCAAAUUCUGUGAAGAAAAUUUUGGUUCCACAGAAGAUAAGCGCUUAAUGUCUUCCAUCCUAACCAGCAUCGAUGCAUCCAAGCCCUGGUCCAAAUGCACCUCAACCACCAUCACAGAAUUCCUGGAUGAUGGCCAUGGUAACUGUUUGCUAGACCUGCCACGCAAGCAGCUCCUGGGCCCCGAGGAACUCCCGGGACAGACCUAUGAUGCCAGUCAGCAGUGCAACCUGACCUUCGGGCCCGAGUACUCGGUGUGUCCCGGGAUGGACGUGUGCGCCCGCCUCUGGUGCGCCGUGGUGCGCCAGGGCCAGAUGGUGUGUCUGACCAAGAAGCUGCCAGCCGUGGAAGGGACACCAUGUGGAAAAGGGAGGAUCUGCCUGCAGGGCAAGUGUGUGGACAAGACGAAGAAAAAAUAUUAUUCAACAUCGAGCCAUGGCAGCUGGGGAUCCUGGGGGUCCUGGGGCCAGUGUUCUCGCUCAUGUGGGGGAGGAGUACAGUUUGCCUAUCGCCACUGCAAUAACCCCGCGCCCAGAAACAAUGGCCGUUACUGCACAGGGAAGAGGGCCAUCUACCGCUCCUGCAGUGUCAUACCCUGCCCGGCCAAUGGUAAAUCUUUUCGUCAUGAGCAGUGUGAGGCCAAAAACGGAUAUCAGUCUGAUGCAAAAGGAGUCAAAACAUUUGUGGAAUGGGUUCCCAAAUAUGCAGGCGUCCUGCCAGGAGAUGUGUGCAAACUGACCUGCAGAGCUAAGGGCACCGGCUACUACGUAGUGUUUUCUCCAAAGGUGACCGAUGGAACGGAAUGCAGGCCAUACAGCAAUUCCGUCUGCGUCCGGGGAAAGUGUGUGAGGACGGGCUGUGACGGCAUCAUUGGCUCGAAGCUGCAGUAUGACAAGUGCGGAGUGUGUGGAGGAGACAACUCCAGCUGCACAAAGGUGAUUGGAACCUUCAAUAAAAAAAGCAAGGGUUACACUGAUGUUGUGAGGAUCCCCGAAGGCGCGACUCACAUAAAAGUCCGACAGUUCAAAGCCAAAGACCAGACUAGAUUCACUGCCUACUUAGCCCUGAAGAAGAAAAACGGUGAGUACCUUAUCAAUGGAAAGUACAUGAUCUCCACUUCGGAAACCAUCAUUGACAUCAAUGGAACAGUCAUGAACUACAGUGGUUGGAGCCACAGGGAUGACUUCUUGCAUGGGAUGGGCUACUCAGCCACGAAGGAAAUUCUAAUCGUACAGAUUCUUGCAACAGACCCAACUAAAGCCUUGGAUGUCCGUUACAGUUUUUUUGUUCCCAAGAAGUCCACUCCAAAAGUAAACUCUGUCACUAGCGACAGCAGCAAUAAAGUGGGAUCACCCACUCCACAGCUGCAGUGGGUGACGGGCCCUUGGCUCGCCUGUUCUAGAACCUGUGACACGGGCUGGCACACCAGGACGGUGCAGUGCCAGGAUGGAAACCGGAAGUUAGCGAAGGGAUGUCUUCUCUCUCAGAGGCCUUCUGCAUUUAAGCAAUGUUUGCUAAAGAAAUGUUAGCCUGUGGUUAUGAUCUUCUGCAGAGACAACUGGAUGAUUCAUCACUGAUACAGUCGUGGUGAACACGAGGUCAACCGAAAUCACGGAAAGUCACACCUCAGUGUCAUUGUCAACAGGAGUCCGAUUAUGGGCAGAAUCUGCUCUCAGCGACCAAAUAAAGAUGUGCACUGCUUCAUGUGACAGUGGUGACCUUGGAAUAUAGAAAAACUUGGGAGUUAUUGAACAUCCCCUGGGCCUACAAGAAUACAAAAACACUGAUGAAUGUAGAAUCAGGGGACCUUUGAAGAUGGCAGAGCAGUCUCCCCCUUGUCACCUACCUCUUACAGAAUGUCUACAAAGGCAUCGUAAUCAUUUUCAUGCAUAUUAUUUACACAGUAGCUUAUUUUUACUGUUUGUAAAUACAUUCUUCCUUGGUAUG
Messenger RNA from Balaenoptera musculus (blue whale), 4043 nucleotides. RefSeq names its product ADAM metallopeptidase with thrombospondin type 1 motif 5 (gene ADAMTS5). Gene Ontology annotation, biological process: proteolysis; extracellular matrix organization. The record is from RefSeq and is a predicted model, not a curated record. Gene Ontology annotation, molecular function: metalloendopeptidase activity; zinc ion binding. The coding region runs from base 830 to 3625 and encodes 931 amino acids. The transcript has 8 exons. Lineage: Eukaryota; Metazoa; Chordata; Mammalia; Artiodactyla; Balaenopteridae.